UAAGAACACUUAUUACAUAUAUAUAUAUAUAUGUAUAUUAUAAUGCGCUUAUAGUUAUCAGCGUAUUAGUUGCUUUGUAGUAUUUACUAUUUAGUGGCGUAGUUAUUCCAUGCUUCUAAUUGUUGUGUAAAUAGAUUUAACUAAUUUCAUCAUUAUUCAUAACAAUUGUUAUAACUAACACGUGCUGGGAUUUGUAAAUUCUUUAAAUUAAAUUCAUUUUGGGAACUUAAUAUUAUCAAACUUUAAAAAUAUAUAUAUAUAUUUAUUUAUCUGAAAUGACUCUUAAUCGUCCAAAACCAAGUGCUAGUCCAUCAGAUGAUUCAGCUGUUGGUGAUAUGAAUAGUAAUGGAACAAGUACAACAAGUAGUAGUAACGGUGAAGCAUUAUGUCCGGAAACUACUUCAACGACAACAACAGAAAGUUUAACUGAAUCAUAUACAAAACUAGCACUAACUAAACGACAAACAUCUCUUGUCAUAGAAUCUACCGCCGAUUCAAAUGAUCCAGGGAAAAUGUUUAUCGGUGGCCUCAGUCCUACUACAACAUCUGAGGGUUUACGGGACUAUUUUCAAAAAUAUGGUGAGCUUAGGGAAUAUAUGAUUAUGCGUGAUCCUCUCACAAAAAGAUCAAGAGGUUUUGGAUUUAUUACAUUUUCUGAUCCAGUAUGUGUGGAAAAAGUCCUUGAAACAGCUCCACAUAUUUUGGACUAUAAAAAGAUUGAUCCAAAACUUGCUGUUCCUCGUAAAUCUGGUCAAAAUACAAAAGAAUGCGACCCUCCCUUUGUCAAUCCUUACUUUUACUCCUGCAUUGGAUCCUCCUUGUUCCCCGACGAUGCUGUUCAGGUAUCUACAAAAACUAAACGUGUAUUCAUCGGUGGAGUUGCAACACAAACAACAAAUGAAGAAUUAAGUGAAUACUUUAGUCAAUUUGGCAAGCUAGAAUCAUGUGAAUUAAUGAUGGACAAGUCAACUAAUCGACAUAGAGGCUUUGGAUUUGUUACUUUCGAAUCAGAAGAAUCAGCUGAAAAAGUUUGUGAAAUUCAUUUCCAUGAUUUGCAUAAUAAAAUGGUUGAAGCUAAAAAGGCCGUUCCAAAAGAAGUGAUGAGUACAAAUAAUUCCUUGAUUAAGCAACGACAUCAGUUUAUUCGUGCUCCAAUUUCACAUUUUCUUCCUGCUCAGUUGAAUGGAGCUGCAGCGGCGGCUGCAGCAGCUGCUGCUGCUUCAUAUACAUUAACAGCAACAUCACCAAUUACAGCACGUCAACCAAGUGCCUAUGCUUACUUACCUGGCUAUUAUCUAUCUCCAGGUGAGUGUCCUCUAUCACAACCCCUCUCAGUCUUCUUACCUCCAACUGCUAUUCUUCCUCCAUAUGCUAAUGUAAUCUCCAUGACCUAAAAAUAAUGUUAUUUAUAAUAGUCAUAACUCAGUGAAAAUGUAAUAUCUAUCUUCUUAAUGGGUAUACAAAUAUAUAUAUAUAUAUAUAUA
Molecule: messenger RNA, 1484 nt
Organism: Schistosoma curassoni
Lineage: Eukaryota; Metazoa; Platyhelminthes; Trematoda; Strigeidida; Schistosomatidae
Source: the annotation of a GenBank genome assembly